Messenger RNA from Komagataella phaffii GS115, 744 nucleotides. RefSeq names its product Cyclin, interacts with Pho85p cyclin-dependent kinase (Cdk), induced by Gcn4p at level of transcript. The coding region runs from base 1 to 744 and encodes 247 amino acids. Gene Ontology annotation, biological process: regulation of cyclin-dependent protein serine/threonine kinase activity. The record is from RefSeq and is a predicted model, not a curated record. Lineage: Eukaryota; Fungi; Ascomycota; Pichiomycetes; Pichiales; Pichiaceae. The transcript has a single exon. Gene Ontology annotation, molecular function: cyclin-dependent protein serine/threonine kinase regulator activity; protein kinase binding. Gene Ontology annotation, cellular component: nucleus; cyclin-dependent protein kinase holoenzyme complex.
AUGAUAUUUAACGAUUAUCAGGCAACGUCAUCCACCACUGUUGUCACAGUAAAGACUGGCAAUGACAACCUUGGCGUUCACGUUAAGGCGUUAAAGGCACCUAUUGCUGACAAGGUGCAAAAAUCGGAACAAAUUCAGAGUGUCGAUUCGGUGUCUCUGGUUCAUGCUGCUGCUAUUAUGCUACAACUAAACUGGCCGUGGCAAGUUUAUCAAUCUUAUGACUCUAAACUUCGGGGCCUUCAAUUUUUCAUCACUGAAGUUUUGAAACGAACAAAGGCAAAGAUCGGCGUAUUAGAAGUUGCCCUUUAUUAUAUUCAUAAACUAAGUCUCAGAAGUACGAAGGUUAGGUGUGCAAAAAGAAUCUUUCUAUCAUGUCUUAUGCUCUCCUACAAAUUCACUCAAGAUAAGAACUACACUGCCAAUACUUGGUCACGGGUCUCUGGACUAUCUGUCCAGGAGUUGAUGCAGAAUGAAAUUGCGAUUCUAGUUGAUUUGGAAUACAAACUCUUCAUCGACCUUGAGACAUUCUCCAAAUGGAAGGAGUCACUCCAGGCCCUUGCCUAUGGAGCUCCUAAGUCCAGGAUGAUUUCCUUGGCCUCAGCUAUGGCUCGUCCUAACAUUCCUCCUUCCCUUUCAUGUUCAGAUGAUGAAAGUGACUCCACUAUGGAACCUAUUUCUCUGAAGCGUCGAGUCCACGAUAGGUCUCUACCAGUUCAAACUACAAAAAGAGUUCAUCUAUCAUAG